Messenger RNA from Notothenia coriiceps (black rockcod), 1079 nucleotides. RefSeq names its product proline dehydrogenase 1, mitochondrial-like. Gene Ontology annotation, cellular component: mitochondrion. Gene Ontology annotation, molecular function: proline dehydrogenase activity; FAD binding. The coding region runs from base 21 to 299 and encodes 92 amino acids. The record is from RefSeq and is a predicted model, not a curated record. NCBI's taxonomy places the organism in Eukaryota, Metazoa, Chordata, Actinopteri, Perciformes, Nototheniidae. The transcript is spliced from 2 exons.
UCUUCUUUUUGUUUUUCAGAAUGAAUGAGAUGGGCCUUUCUCCCGCCGAGAACAAGGUUUACUUUGGACAGCUGCUCGGCAUGUGUGACCAGAUUAGCUUCCCGCUAGGUCAAGCAGGUUUCCCGGUCUACAAGUACGUUCCAUAUGGCCCCGUCAACGAGGUCAUGCCGUAUCUGUCGCGCCGCGCUCAGGAGAACCGAGGCUUCAUGAAGGGAUCGCAGAGAGAGCGCAGCCUGCUGUGGACCGAGCUGAAACGCAGAGUGCUGGCUGGACAGAUUGUAUACAAACCUGUGUACUGAGUCACCUGACCACAACAUACUACCUGCAGGAUGUCUGUAAGCAUUCCACUGGCUAACGGCGCUUCAUAGAGGAAGAGUAAUGUGUUUCCCUGGCUGGUUAGGUUGCACAGUACCGAGGAAAGUUUUGCAGUUUUACUGAGAUUUAGUUUGCGAUGGAGAUUAUUUUUGCAUUUAGCAGUAUAUUUAUAUUUUAAAAAACAGUGCCAUAAUGAAACAUUGAUGUGAUGCUCUAUUUACAAGUGAUGAUUUAUUUGUGUCUAUUUGACUAGGAUAACUCUGAAUGACCUCAAAAAUGUAUGUAUGCCAACCAGAGGGGGGCUAAGUUUUUUUAAAUGGUAACAUUUUAAUGUCAGUCAGCGACUAUAACACUUGUACACUUCUCUGAGGGGAUUGUAAAUACCGUACUUAGCAUCUUUUAUUGAUAAUACGGUAUCUCAUUGUAUAACUUAACCACAAUUAAAGACUUAGUCUCUUAUUGUAAACUGUUCACCUUUAUCUGCUCCAUUUUUAGAGGAUCAAUAACACCUAUUGUGCUUUAAUACUGGACAUGGGUACGAUGGUUAUGAUUUCAUAUUUGUCUGAACUCAACAGCGCCAACAGCGGCAGAUAUUCAAAGAAGAAAAAUAUAAAAGUUUGUGCUCUUUGUUCCAAAAACAAGCCUCAAUAACAUCUGUCAGGCCCAAACUGUCAGACAUGUUGCAUUAUGUGCAUUGGAGGGGAAACUGCCUGUAAGUAUAUUUGUUUUUGUUGUAAUUCAAAAGAAAUGGUUGUGUAAAUAUA